GUGGUCAUGACCCACUGAUAAGAUUAGGGGUAUAUAACACGCAAUCAGCCUUAAAGCGAAGGAAAAGAAACAUAUUCUUUUGAAGUUUACUUGGUUUUACUCACUUGCCUCAAAUUCAGUGUAAAAUGUAUAGACGUUCAAGAAGUUCGUCGUGUUUCAGUCUUAACGAAUCGAUCUCCUCUGAUGGCAACGACAAUAAUAUAUCCGCCUUACUCAAUAGAGUAAGUAUUAAUAAAGACACCGCAUCGGAAUCAUUGGCAGAAGAUAAUCGUAAAGAAGACCCUAAGCAGGAUGAAAGAGUCAUUUUUAUGUGUACAAAUACUGGUACUGACUGCCGCACUGCCAACUCAGACCCUGACGUGGGAGACAGAGACUCUGACGAUGACAAAGAUUUCGAUGCUGAUAUUGAUGAUGUCUUCAAAGAAACAAGACAACUGCAUGGACCCGAAUUAUCAGAAAAGUUUUCUGAGUAUUUAAGACCGGUUACUGAAGAAAUUGAUCUACACGAUAUUGAAAAAAGUAUUGACAAUAUACCUCAGGAAACACAAGCAGAAGAACCUGUCUUGAGUUGUGCAAACUGCAGUAAACCGAGAAGAGUGGAAAACGUGUCUUGCUUAAAGAAAGGUCAACAUAUCAGACUUCCAGGACAACAUCUCAAAUUCAAUUUUGGAAGAAAAUUGAUAAAUGUAUAUGAGCACCAUGCAAUCGUUAAGCGCGUCAAUAAGAUCUUUGAAAACUCUGUAGAAAUUGUGCUGAUUCAUUUCUCGAAAGAGAACAACAAAAUAUCAAUCAAUGAAGCGACAACCACAUACAAUCUUGAAAAUGAUGAAAUAGACAUCAUAGACUACGAGCGUCCUAGAUACGACCCUGAAAAAAUUGUACAGAGAGCCGAAUCGAUGCUGCCGACACAUGCAGAUGGGGAAGAAACAAAACACUUUCGAUCAUAUAAUUUUGUUUGCUGCAAUUGUGAACAUUUUGCUUCCUGGUGCGUUGUUGGAGACGGAGAAAGUUUCCAGGCAAAAAGCGCUUUAAAAACGAGUGCCGACGGUUUAAGUAAAUUAGCAGGUGUAGGUAGUAAAUGUUGGCGAUUCAUUAAACGUUUUAUGUACAAUGCUUCAGAUGAGAUUGCCGCAGGUUCUGGCAUAGGACUAAAUCUUCCAGGUGUCGUCCUAGGAGCUACUGCUUUUAUCUAUUUGAUUUAUACCGUUUUUAUGACUGUAAAAUAUCGUUUAAAAUACUCAAGACGUCAACUAUGCAAAGUUUGUUUCUGGAGAGAAAUAUCCACUCUAUGGACAAGUUUUGGCGCAUUUUGCGUUACAUCUGGAAUAUCAUACAUUUUAGUUCAUUUUCUUUUACCACUACUUUCUCCUACCCCUGUUGG
Mercenaria mercenaria is the source of this 1381-nucleotide messenger RNA. RefSeq lists its product as uncharacterized. The record is from RefSeq and is a predicted model, not a curated record. NCBI's taxonomy places the organism in Eukaryota, Metazoa, Mollusca, Bivalvia, Venerida, Veneridae.